AUGUUCUUCAUUCACUCACUCUCUUUCCUCACUAUAUAAACCCACCCUUCCACUCCUUUCUUCGUCAACAACACAAACACAAACACAAAAUCCCCUUCAAAAGCAAAAACAAAAAGCUUCUUCACUCGAAUUGCAGGAAAUGGCAACAAUGUCCGCAUCUUCAAUGAACCUUAACAUGAUUGACUCUAACUUCGAAGUCGACAAGCUCACCUACGAAAUCUUUUCCAUUUUGGAGAACAAUUUCCUUUUCGGCUACGGCCACACCGAAAAUCGCACCAAUUUGGUUAAUUUUCCGCUGAAAGACGCGAAACCGGUGAAACACGCCGCCGGCAAGGUCCGCAUCCUCUGCAUUGACGGCGCCGGCGCCACCGACGGCAUCCUCGCCGCGAAGUCCCUCGCGCACCUCGAGGCUUGCCUCCGCCGCAAGUCCGGCGAAGCGAACGCUCGUGUCGCCGACUUCUUCGACGCCGCUGCUGGCUCCGGCAUUGGCGGCGUCCUCGCCGCACUGCUCUUCACGCGCGGCAAGGACGGCCGGCCGCUGUGCACCGCCGAGGAGGCGCUGCGGUUCCUCACCGACAACCGCCGCAGGAUCUCGCGGCGGUCGGGGAUUCUCCGUCGUGUUCUCCGGCCGGCGGAGAAGCUCUUCCGCAAGACGUUUGGAGAGUGCACGCUGAAGGACACGGUGAAGCCCGUGCUGAUCCCGUGCUACGACCUCGUCACGCGCGCACCGUUCGUUUUCUCGCGCGCCGACGCGCUGGAAGUGGACGGCUUCGAUUUCAAGAUGCGCGACGUGUGCGCCGCCACGUCAGCGGACCCCUCCUCUGCGGGCCCCACCGAGAUGCUGUCCGUCGACGGCAGGACCAGGAUCGUCGCCGUCGAUGGAGGCGUCGCCAUGAACAAUCCAACGGCUGCCGCCAUCACGCACGUGCUCAAUAACAAACACGAGUUCCCGUUCUGUAACGGCGUUUCCGACCUCCUCGUACUCUCCCUCGGUAACGGAGAGUCAGACUUUAACGCCGUUAAGUCACCCUCUGGCUUCGUAAGGAUCGCUGGCGAAGGAGCUUCCGAUAUGGUUGAUCAAGCCGUAUCGAUGGCAUUUGGUGAGUGUCGGAUGAGCAAUUAUGUGAGAAUUCAGUCAAACGGAAUCAUGGCAAACAAGGGCACACAAGCCAAGUCCUGCAAAACGGCGUCGGAUUUGUUAUCUAUUUCGGAGGAGAUGUUGGCACAGAAGAACGUUGAGUCCCUUUUGUUCAAGGGGAAGAAGGUGGCGGAGAACACCAACAUGGACAAGUUGGAGUUGUUUGGGGGAGAGUUAAUUAAGGAACAAGAGAGAAGAAAAACCAGCAUUUUACCAACGGUGGUGUUGAAGAACAACAAUGCCUCACCUUCCCCCAGCAGAACUUCCUCUGCCACUACCUUGUCCACUUUGUCUUCGACUAGUUAAAACAAGAAGCAAACAAGGGAGAUCCAAAGUUAGAUUUUUCAUUGUGGGGUUUGAAUUUUUAUGCGAGUUUUUUUUUUUUAAGUUUGUGGUGUUGGGGUAGCUGCCGCUUGGGACCAAAUUGAGACUGAGCUGUGCAGAGCCGAAUCCUUAAGUACUACUACUACUAUUACUACUUACAUUAUAUUUUUUUAUUUUUUUAUUUUUCUUUAGUUUUUUUUGGUAUAUAUUACAUGUAUGUAAUGAUAGUGAUUUGUGUAUAAGGUUAUUGUCACGGCAUGAUUUUUUAUUAAGGUUAGAGCUGUGCUUGAUUUGUGAGAGAGAAUUGUACUGUUCGGUAAGAACAUCAUAGUUAAAUAGUGUUGUGACUGAAUGCAGAACACUAAUUCUGGAAAUUGAUACACUUCAUAGCUGUUUUGGA
Messenger RNA from Glycine soja, 1862 nucleotides. Its product is annotated as patatin-like protein 3. Lineage: Eukaryota; Viridiplantae; Streptophyta; Magnoliopsida; Fabales; Fabaceae. The transcript has 2 exons. The coding region runs from base 140 to 1444 and encodes 434 amino acids. The record is from RefSeq and is a predicted model, not a curated record. Gene Ontology annotation, biological process: lipid metabolic process.